This is a messenger RNA of Megalobrama amblycephala (Wuchang bream), 2929 nucleotides long. It is a transcript of the gene znf648, whose product is annotated as zinc finger protein 648. Gene Ontology annotation, biological process: regulation of transcription by RNA polymerase II. NCBI's taxonomy places the organism in Eukaryota, Metazoa, Chordata, Actinopteri, Cypriniformes, Xenocyprididae. The transcript has 2 exons. The record is from RefSeq and is a predicted model, not a curated record. Bases 583 to 2034 code for a protein of 483 amino acids. Gene Ontology annotation, molecular function: RNA polymerase II transcription regulatory region sequence-specific DNA binding; DNA-binding transcription factor activity, RNA polymerase II-specific. Gene Ontology annotation, cellular component: nucleus.
AGACAAAAAUAGCCAUACAUUUAUACUGAGAAAAUGUAAAAUAAAUAAAUAAAUAAAAUAAUGCUGAAGUCAAAAUUGUCCUGUGAACAUCAAACUGCUAUUAGAGAUAUAGGCUGGAUGAAAUGGCUUGUAAAAAAGAACAAACAAACAAAAAGCUAUAUACUUAUAUUAUAAUGGUUGAACAUAAUCCUGGAGGAUUGUAACUGCAUCUAUGUAUGCAUGUUAUGUGCUGUUUGCUGGGAAAUAGCUUGUGUACCUCAAGUCUGUCAUGGGUAAAAGGGUCAAUGAUCUGAUCUUUCCAGAGAGCAAAUGGUUUUGCUAAAGUGCUGACCACUGCCAGAAAAUGCUGCACUCCCCCAUGUGAAGUAAGUGUAACUCUGCUCUGGCUCCUCCUAUGGUAUCUUUAACGUCUGCCUAAAAUCCACCAUAAAGAGGAAGUGCAUUAAUUGCUCUCUUAGAAAUCAUCAUUGGUGGACUUGGAGCUGCCAAGGCAUUUCAAACAUAGAUUACACAGACAUUGCAAUUUGCUAAAAAAGGUCAAUGCUCUAAACUCUAAACUGUGAAUCAUCUACAAAGGCUAAAAUGAAUGACCUGUGGAAUUCAGCAGCUUUUUUGAGAGAUAAUGCCUACAUAUCAAAACGAAGUAUUAGAAAGAUUCUCAUCAACAAGAGGCAUUAUCUGCCUAAAGAGGAGAGUAACAUUACUAACACCAUGAAAAUGAGUCUUAAUAUACAAAGUGAAGAGGAUAUUAGUGCUUCUACCAGUUGCGAUGAAAGAAAAAACAAUAAAACAAGAAUCCAAGUGAUGAUUUCUAAGAAUUCAAGGAAUGAAUCUACAUGCCACCUUCAUGAGAAAAGUUCUGAUCAAUCCUCUGGAAAAGAAAGAAGAGUGGAUGAAGCUGACAUGGAGGCUGUGUCUGGAUCUAAUCCUAAUUCCCAACUCAAUCAUGAGCGCUCGGAAGUGACCAGCAUCAAGGUGAAACAGGAGGUGGAUAUCACUAAUUCAUGUGAACUGGCAGCGAUUCCAAGAGCUCAGCCGGAGGCUAUGCUGGCCGAAUGUGAGGUGGAAGGAAACGAAGCGGAUGGCCCGAAAUCUUCACAGAAGCAGGUUUUAAAAAAUCAGGUAGUGUUUGCGACCAUUAGGAAGCGAGGAAUAGAGGGAGACACGGAAAACCGCCCGUACAAGUGCACUUACUGCAACUGGGCUUUCAAAAAGUCCAGCAACCUAUUGAGCCACAUUGAUACUCACCGCGGUCUUAAACCACACGUUUGCGACAUGUGCGGGAAGGCCUACUCGCACCAGGGGACUCUUCAGCAGCACAAGCGGCUCCACACAGGCGAAAGACCUUACCAAUGCCCUUUUUGUGAGAAAAGCUACAUUUGGUCCUCUGACUUCCGCAAACACAUCCGAACACACACCGGAGAGAAGCCGUACAUCUGUGAAGAAUGUGGAAAGAAUUUUGUGCGCUCCUCUGACCUGCGGAAACAUGAGCGCAACAUGCACACCAACAACAAGCCGUUCCUCUGCAAGCAAUGUGGCAAAACCUUCAACAAACCCCUGUCUCUUCUCCGCCACGAGCGUACACAUUUGGGCGAGAGGCCCUUUAUUUGUCCGGAAUGCGGGAAGGCGUUUGCCCUGGCCAGUCGCAUGACAGAGCACAGAAAAAUUCACAGCGGUGUACGUCCGUACACCUGCUCUAUUUGCUCCAAAGCUUUCACUAAGUCCUCCAAUCUCGCUGAACAUCUCACAGUUCACAGUGGAGUGCGGCCACACAAGUGCUCAGAAUGUGGGGUAGCAUUUGCCAUGGCGUCCCGACUGGUGCGGCACCAGCGUAUUCAUGUAGCUGUGCGGUCUUACCGCUGUCAGGGGUGCGAUAUGUCAUUUGGCCACCUUGCAGCACUCAAGAGACAUGAGAAGCAGCAUGGUGAGGGCAUGAUCUUUGUAUGUGGGCUGUGCAGUAAAUCUUUCCCUCGGGAUUCCCUGCUCACAGAACACAUGCACAGCCAUGUUGAUGCUAAAACUCGCGUUUCCUAAACCUGCCCAUUAUGCAUUGAAGUAACUGGAAGAUUGUAAGUAAGCAUGGGUUCUUUCUUUCUUUCUUUCUUUCUUUCUGUCUGUCUUUCUGUCUCUCUAUCUAAUAAUCGGACAGCAUCUAUCUAUCUAUCUAUCUAUCUAAUAAUCAGACAGCAUCUGUCUGUCUUUCUGUGUUGUCCGUCUAUCUGUCUAUCUAUCUUUCUAUCUGUCUAUCUAUCUGUCUGUCUAUCUAUCUAUCUGUCUACCUUUCCAUCUAUCACAAUUCAGCUGUAACAACAGUUACAUUUAGCUAGAGUUUAAAAACCAUUGAAGAUGUAUCUAUUUUUACCAGUGUUAAAUGGUGGGGACCACUGUUAUAAGGCUUGGAUUUCAAAUAAAUCACUGUGUAUAUUCCUAGCAAAAAACACACUGUAAACACACUGGUGACCCAUUUAUAACGUCAAUGCCACUUGAUGGCCUCUUGCCGACCAAGGCAGACUCAGUGUGUGAAAGAAACAGAAAGUGAGGAGGAGUAUUGUGAAUUCUCUUAGUGGUGUCACAUUCAUAGUGCUAUUUCAAGUUUCAAGAUAUGUUGUUAAAAGCUAUAUGAUAUUACUAUUACUAUUUUUUUUUUUUUUUUUUUUUUUUUUGGGUAUGAAAUGUAUACAGCAGGAAAAAUGUGUAUUUUGUGGUUGAAGGGAUGGGGCUAAUUGUGCAUAUUAUAUGAUGAAUCAAAUUAAUUAUAAAACUGUUACCUCUUCUUUUAUGCAGCUAAAAUCACUGACUUACAUGAGAUUAUGUAUUGCAUAAUAAUGAAUAUGAACAUGUCAUUACCAUUACAAAUAAAAAUGUUUUUUUUUUUUUCUUCAUCAAAAAAUAUCACAUAGACAGACUAAAUAAAAUCCAGUAUUAUUUA